AUGAUCUCGGCCGUCCUGCUCAUUCUCGCGGCCGGAGUGGCCACCACGGCCGUGCACGGCGCCGCUCCUCCGACGCCUCCGACACCGGCAGGGCCGCCGAAGGCUGCCACGCCUCCUCCGGCAGCGAAGGUGCCCUCGGGGCCGCCCCCGGCCGCGGCGGCCCCAGCCAAGUUCCCUGCCGUCAUUGCUUUCGGCGACUCGGUCGUCGACACCGGCAACAACAACUACGUCCGCACCAUCAUCAGGGCCAACUUCCCGCCUUAUGGCAAGGACUUCCCCGGCCACAAGGCCACCGGCCGGUUCUCCGACGGCAAGAUCAGCGUCGACUUUCUCGCGUCGGCGCUCGGUGUGAAGGAGUUGCUCCCGCCGUACCUGAAGAAGGACCUCAGCCUGGAAGAGCUCAAGACCGGCGUCAGCUUCGCCUCCGCCGGCAGCGGAUACGACAACUCCACCUGCAGGACCAUGUCGGCGCUGACGAUGGAGCGGCAGAUGCAGCUGUUCGUGGAGUACAAGGCCAAGGUGGGCACGAUCCCAGACAAGGCCCUCUACCUCCUCUGCUGGGGCAGCAACGACGUGGUGGAGCACUUCACCUUCAACGACGGCAUCACGGAGCCCCGCUACAGCGACUUCCUGGCGGAGCGCGCCAUCACCUACAUCCAGCAGCUCGUCUCCCUCGGCGCGAAGCGGAUCGGAGUCACGGGGAUCCCCCCCGUGGGCUGCCUCCCUUCGCAGCGGAUGAUCGCCGGCGGGAUCCGGAAGCAGUGCGCCACCGACCGCAACCAGCUGGCCCUCAUGGCCAACCGCAAGAUCAGCCAGGAGAUGGCCAAGCUCUCCGCCAAGCUCGGGCCCGGUGUGCAGCUCGUCUUCAUCGACCUCUACGGCAUCCUCGGCGACCUCACCACCCGACACGCCGAGUUCGGCUUCAAGAACGGGAAAGAUGCCUGCUGUGGGUACAUUGGACUGGCUGCCAGUGUGCUUUGCAAUUUUGCCAGCCCGCUUUGCCCUGACCCUUCGCAGUAUGUUUUCUGGGAUAGCUAUCACCCCACUGAGAAGGCGUACAAGGUCAUGAUCGACAUCAUCGUCGACAAGUACUUCAAGUACAUGCACUAGGCUAGCUAGGUAUAUAGCUGCAUGCAUCUUCUUGAUCUGUUUCUUUUCUUUGGUCCUUGGUAUUGUCGACAUUGUCAUGGUCGAAUUUUCCUUCCUUUUGUUUGUUGUUGCAUGCCACGUGGCUAGAGAGAUUGGCUUUUUUUUUCUUUUUUCUAUUCAAUGGCAUAUGUGUUCAUGAUGUACGUCAUAAUUUUUGUAGACCAGCUGCAGAGAAAUAAAAGUUGCCUGCAAUUUUAGGACCA
Molecule: messenger RNA, 1352 nt
Organism: Brachypodium distachyon (stiff brome)
Lineage: Eukaryota; Viridiplantae; Streptophyta; Magnoliopsida; Poales; Poaceae
Product: GDSL esterase/lipase At3g14820
Exons: 3
Coding region: 1-1110 (369 amino acids)
Biological process (GO): lipid metabolic process
Molecular function (GO): lipase activity
Source: RefSeq, a predicted model, not a curated record